Notolabrus celidotus (New Zealand spotty) is the source of this 3696-nucleotide messenger RNA. RefSeq names its product glycerol kinase 5 (gene gk5). The transcript has 16 exons. The record is from RefSeq and is a predicted model, not a curated record. Gene Ontology annotation, molecular function: glycerol kinase activity. Gene Ontology annotation, cellular component: mitochondrion. Gene Ontology annotation, biological process: glycerol metabolic process; glycerol-3-phosphate biosynthetic process; triglyceride metabolic process. Lineage: Eukaryota; Metazoa; Chordata; Actinopteri; Labriformes; Labridae. Bases 610 to 2226 code for a protein of 538 amino acids.
GCUCAACGCGCAUGCGCCUGCGCCUGCUGUACUACGGGUGCCUGCAGGGUCUCAAACUUGAAGUGUUUCUUCGACAAGCUGUGAAGGAAUUCCUCCAAAACAUACUCCAAUAUUUGGAUUUCGCGGAUAUGAACACAUGUUUGGUGAUUAUUUGGUAACAAGCAACGAAGGAUAUUUGAGGAGGAAUUGGAUAUUUGAGUAGUUUCGCUUUCUUUUUUAUUUUCUUGACAGCUCGCCAAGUAACAUUAGCAAUUAGCUGAAGUCUUAAGAUGGUAAUUGUUUUAAUUCUUUCAGCUCAGGUUCUCUUCACUGAUCUCAAGGCUGAGGGAUAUAACUAUCGUUGCAUUGUUUCCUGACCUUUUCUUCCAUAUGAGAACUGAACCUGUUGAUUUUCCCCAUAUAUUGUGCAUGGUGUGUGGACGGACUUCAGUGUAGCACUGUGUUGACUUGGACAGAUAAAACUGGACUUCAGAGAAUCAGCUGUCCGAAGGUCGACAGAGUGACAGCCUUCGACCGGAGCACAUAUUCUUUUAUAGGGUCAUCCUACCAGGAGAUGAGCAACACCAACAUGAGCUAACUACAGUCCACCAGAGACUGGGUUGGGAUUGCAUGGCCAGGUUUUCCACUAUGGGGAGUCAGAAGAUCAGUUUGAGGAAGGAAACCUUCAUUUUGUCUGUGGACGUCGGGACAACAUCGAUCAGGUGUCACGUUUAUGACAAGGAGGCAAAAAUCCGAGGAUCAUGUUGCACUAAGGUUUGCCCCAUCUAUCCAAAGGUGGGACAUGUAGAGAUGGACCCUGAUGCCUUGUGGGAAGGGUUUAUCACUGUGGUCACUGGAGCUGUACAAGAUGCAGGGGUGCAGAUGCGUCAGAUUGAGGCCCUUAGCAUCUCCACCCAACGAGGAACGUUCACUACAUGGGACAGAAAAACCGGGGUUCCUUUUCAUAACUUCAUCAGCUGGCAGGAUCAGAGGGCAGCAGACCUGGCGCGAUCCUGGAACAGAUCCUGUACCAUGAAAGUGAUCCACUGUGUGACUAAGGUCCUCUACUUCCUGACCAGACGGAAGAGGACACUCGCUGCAAGUCUGGUUGUCUUCUCCAGUCAACAUGUCACCUUACGCCUCGUCUGGGUCCUCACACACUACAAACAGGUUCGCCAAGCGGUCGCUGAAAGAAACUGCUGCUUUGGAACAAUAGACACUUGGCUGCUGUUCAAACUCACUAAAGGGCGCAUCCAUGUCACAGACUAUUCUAACGCAAGUUCAACAGGAAUAUUUGACUCGUAUCAGAUGUGUUGGAGUGGGUUUAUCACCUCCCUUUUGUCAAUCCCUCUCUCAAUUCUUCCUACAGUAGAAAACACAGGACAUGACUUUGGCUCCACUGACCCUUCUAUCUUUGGAGUUCCCAUUCCCAUCAUGUCCGUGAUGGCAGAUCAGCAGGCGGCCAUGUUUGGAGAGUGCUGCUUCGGGGUUGGUGAUGUGAAAAUCACAAUGGGUACAGGAACCUUCAUGGACAUCAACACGGGAAGCAAACCGCAUACAUCUGUAGGAGGUCUGUAUCCUCUGGUUGGCUGGAAGAUUGGCUCAGAGGUGGUUUUUUUGGCUGAAGGAAAUUCAGCAGACACUGGGACAGCUGUCAAAUGGGCCCAUGAUCUGGAGCUCUUCACUGACGUCCAGACGACCAGUGACAUAGCGUACAGUGUCCGUGACUCAGACGGGGUGUGUUUCGUCCCCUCCUUCAGUGGCCUGCAGGCUCCUCUGAAUGACCCCAAAGCCUGUGCCUCCUUCAUGGGCCUCAAACCUUCAACUACUAAAAGUCACCUGGUCCGAGCCAUCCUUGAGUCCAUCGCCUUUAGAAACAAGCAGCUGUACGAGCUGAUGCUGAGGGAAACUCGCAUCCCCAUCAAAAAGAUCAGGAUGGAUGGAGGAGUCUCCACCAACGACUUUGUCAUGCAGCUGACUGCAGACCUGUUUGGCAGAAAGGUGGCCAGACCCCUGCACCACGAAAUGUCAUGUUUAGGGGCCGCGUAUGUCGCCGGACUUGGAACUGGCUUCUGGAAAACCAGGGAAGAGCUGAAGAAGCUGCAGAGCACUGACAAGGUGUUUCGGCCCAGAGAGGCAACUCAGGUUUCCCAUCCCUCUGGCAGCACGAGUCGAGAAUACCUCCCAAUCCUCCAGAGCUGGGAGAGAGCUCUCAAACGCUCCAUGGACUGGUACAGUAAGACUUGAAAACUGGAUGAUUGAGGGUUUGAACUGGUUGGGAAAAUCUGGCACAAGCUCUGCAUACGUGUGAAAGCAGGACAUUUGUUUUCACAUUUUGUAAUGAUAAAAAAAAAAACUACAAAAGGUCCAUUUCAGUUCCGAUGCUGUUUGAAGCAUCGUCAGCUACCUUCACUUGAAGUCUUUAACAUGUUCGCACAUUUGUUCCUCUUCUUGAUUACUUCACUCAGCAGUCUUAUCAGAUUAUUUUAUUCCACUUCUCAAGCCACUGGUACCUCUUUAUUUUAGAGUAUUUAACCCGAGAUGUACAUCUCCCCACAUGGGGGCGCUAAUGACUACUUUUACAGCUUUUUAAUGUAUGAACUCUGCUAUAGCAACCACAGGCUGCAUGCUAACAAGCAGCAGCAGAGUCACAUCAGUGAUAUCAGAUUCAAACACCAUCCUCUGUGAGGAAAAAUACACAGAGCUUAACCUGUCUGUCCAUGACACCUCCAGAUUUAAAGAAUUCUUAAUAGGAAACUGAUUUAAUGAAACAAUGUUAGAGCUGUGUAUGUACUUCUUAGCUUAUCAAAAGCAUUUAUGUCGUCUAAUGUAGUCUAUCGAAGAUCAACUCCUAACAAAACACAAGUAUUAACUGUGAUGAUUUUUUUUCGCAUUACUGGAACAAAAACCUGAAUGUAUGUUGACAUUCCAUUCGCUUUGAGUGCUUUGACACCUGCUUGUCUGCUUCUGUGAUGAAUCACACAUCUCCCUCAGCAAGAACCAGGAAACACCAUCAUCUGUGAGAGGAAAUUUACAGGAUUUACAAAAUUUUAUGGAGUUAGCGGUGCUAUAUCAGCUGUAAUUCAUUCACGUCGUCACGCAGAAAUCUCAAAUUGAUCCAUGAGUUUAUUUCAAGAUAUGUACAUGUUAACAAUAAUAAUGUUAAUACAUUUACGAGCAAUAUAAAUAUAUGAAGUGAGACUGACUCAAGCAGAAUGAUGACACAAAGAAAAAUGUAUUUUUUCAUUGUAUUACACGGGUUGUGUAGCUGUUUUGUCGGUAACUAGUUUGUGAUGAUGAUUGUCAUGUUGUCUUGUGAUAAAGUUAUGACUCAAGUCUUUUUCUUGACCUGAUGAACUCUGAUGACAAACUGAAAUGACUCUUUGUGUGAAGACACUCUGUCCACUCUGUGACUUUUAUUGUGGAGUAGGUUUUCUUGGUGAUAAAAAAAAAUAGCCAUUCUUUAAACUGUUGUGUUUUUUUCUAAAAAAAAUAUAUAUAUAUUUACAGGUAUUUUAUGCAAAGUGGCAUUAUGCAUAAUGUAUUUGUUAACACCUCAGCAUUCAUUUUCUAACACUUUGUAUUUCAUUCAGUUCUUGAAUGGCAAUGUUAACCCAAACUGCAGGGAAAUAUGAGAUGACAUAUCAUUUUGUAACUAAACUGGAUGAAAAUAUCCACUCUGGUUGACCUCAGUAUUAAAAACUUUAUUGAUAAGCA